AUGUAUUUUAUUUUAUCUUGUAUUCGAUAUCCAUUAAAUAGAUUUAUUUAUCGACAAUUUUCAACUUCACCAACAAAUCGGAAUCUUUUUAAAAGUUUAUAUAAUCAUUUUCAACAUGGACAAAGAGCAAAAAAAGCUGCACAAGAACGUGGAAUUGAUUUGAAAAAUUUAACUCCAGAACAAAAAUUAAAACUUCGACCAAUCUUACGAUUAAAAAGUGCAUUUCGUGUUGUUAAUGUUGUAAUGGGUAUGAUGGCAGUUACUGCUUUUAUUGUUUGGUAUAAACGUCGUCAAACCCAGUAUUAUAUUGGCAAAGAAAUCAAUGAUGAAUUAAAACCAAUUUGGAUGGAUUUAAAAUAUUUUAAACAUAAAGGUGCUUUAAUUGAUAAUUAUUUAUUACCUGAACAAAUUGUUGGAAAAUUAAAUGAUAUAAAAAAAUUUGAAUUUAAGAAAACUGAUUGUAUUUGUUCAUCUUUUCCUAAAUCAGGAACAACAUUAAUACAAGAAAUUGUUUAUUUAAUUCAAACAAAUUUUGAUUAUGAUUCAGCAAAACAAAUUGAUAUAUCUGAAAGAUAUUCAUUUCUUGAAUGGCCAACUACAAAUCUUAAAAAACUAUCUUUAAAUUCAAAUGAAAAAACAAGAUUUUUUAAAACACAUUUACCACCAAAAUUCUUUAAUGAAACUUUUCCAAAAGCGAAAGUAGUUUAUGCUUAUCGAAAUCCAAAAGAUGUAACUGUAUCAUAUUUUCAUUUUCUUCGUUCAAUUAAUAUUGAAUUAAAAUAUUCUGGACCAUGGAAUCAAUUUGUUCAAUCCUUUCUUAUUGAUGAAGUUUAUUAUGGACCUUGGUGGAAACAUGUUAAUGAUUAUCAUGCGUUAAAUGAUCAGAUUUUUUUUGUUAGUUAUGAAGAUUUACUUACUAAUUUUCGACCAACUGUUCGUCGUUUAGCAGCAUAUUUAGGAAAAGAAAAAGAAUUAACAGAUGAACAAUUAGAUAAAUUAGAAAAAUGGUGUUCAUUUGAUUCAAUGAAAAAUAAUUCGAGAGUUAAUUAUAAUUGGAUGAAAGAAUGGGGUUUUACUAAUAAAAAUUUUUCAUUUUUAAGAAAAGGUGUAAUUGGUGAUUGGUUAAAUUCUUUUGAUGUUGAUCAAUCAAGACAAUAUGAUACAAUGGUGUCUAGUCGUAUUUCUUCAUCUAUCCCACCAUUUAAUUAUGGAAUAUCUUCCGAAGAUCAACAACGACUUUAUGAUUAUGAUUCUGAACGACGUCGUUCCGAAUCAUCUCCAAAAUAA
Messenger RNA from Adineta steineri, 1287 nucleotides. NCBI's taxonomy places the organism in Eukaryota, Metazoa, Rotifera, Eurotatoria, Adinetida, Adinetidae. The record is from the annotation of a GenBank genome assembly.